Messenger RNA from Branchiostoma belcheri (Belcher's lancelet), 3792 nucleotides. RefSeq lists its product as uncharacterized. NCBI's taxonomy places the organism in Eukaryota, Metazoa, Chordata, Leptocardii, Amphioxiformes, Branchiostomatidae. Bases 204 to 3452 code for a protein of 1082 amino acids. The transcript has 6 exons. The record is from RefSeq and is a predicted model, not a curated record.
AAGGGUCACGGAAAUUUGACCUCUCCCACACAUUGUUAUGUUAGGCACCUGCAGGCAAAAAUUAGAGGACGCCAACUAGCGUACACAACGGCAACGUUGCACGGCUGCACGAUGAACUCGCCGUUUAUUUGGUCAGGGGUUUGGGGAUAAUGUAGGAGAGUUUCUUGCUGUGGUCCCAUAACAGGUGGCGCGGAAACAACGUCAUGGAAACAAAGGUGUCCGUGGCCGAUCUGGAGUUCGUGUCCCACCGACUGCUGCCGAGGGAAUGGAGAACGCUCGGCCGGAAGUUACUGACUACCAUAGACCCACACUUCCCCAACGUAGAGGGCAUCCUGGGUAAUUUGGAAUUCACCCAUCAGGAUGAGGGUGCGCGGAAGAUGGCCUUACAGACCAUGCUCCGAUGGCAGUCUAUGUGGGGAGACAAAGCAACGGUUGCCUUACUGGUGGGGGCGUUGGAAGACUUAGGCAUGCUGGGUAUCGCCUCUGGUCUCAGAGAGAUGGUCGCUGAAAGGAACGAUCCAACUCCGCAGAGAGGUCCAUACAGUGUGGUCAAAAUGAAAGAAUGUGAUCCAGUAGUCCACUUGUGCAGAGAGGCUUUGAAGAACCAUUACUUCACGAUGUACGAGAGUAACGUCCCUUUGGUGUGGAGAACCUUCGGGUUCAACGUACAUACAACAUACAUCCCCCUGCAGGUUGUCCGUUUGGACCGAGCUCCGACCGAAAGGCUCAGAUCACAACUUGACGUGGAAGUGCCUCUCGACCAGCACAGUGUGCUGUUUCACGGCCCCGCUGGAAUAGGGAAGACCCACUUGUGUUGCAAGAUGGCCCGUGACUGGGUCUCCGAGAAAGAUCCCAGACUUAAGAACGUCCAGCUUUUAUUUGUCUUGUCCGCAACGUCCAUGGGAAAGGGCGACAUUCUCGACGCCGUGUAUGAUCAAAUCUUUCCCGCUGGUUUUGUCGACAAAGUGCCCAAGAAAAGGCUAGAGCAGUGGGUAAAGGCGAAUGCAGGUGGCGUCAUGUUCGUUGUGGACGAUGUGGACGCAGUCGAAGAAAACUGUUCAUCACGAGAUGUUAAGAAGAGCCCGGUUCACUGUUACAUCAAGGGGCAAUACCUGCGUAAUACCAGAAGGGUUCUCACUUGCAGACGCUCAGCUAUGACAGACUGUAACGCUACGUCAGAAACGACGUCUAUGCUACCCCAUUAUCUCAUCAACGGCUUCUCUGAAGGUGCUGUAGAUGAAGUCAUCAGUAAGUUCUUUGGGCGGAGCGAUGAUUCCCGAGCAAGGGGAAGGCGGCUUAAGGAAACCGUUAGCUCCGACGACUACCUGUCCGGUGUUGUGCAGAACCCCAUGUACGCCCUCAUGGUGUGUGCGCUGUGGGAGAGAGGGAAGUCUCCACCGACUAGUCUUGCCCAGCUAUUCGAACAGUUCAUCGUCCUGAUCUCAGACGAAUACUGCAGUAGAAAGACCCCGCCCAUGACGACGAAAUCAAUGCAAACGACGCUUUGCAGUGUAGGUAAGUUAGCGUGGAGUUCAUUCCAAGAGGGGACAAGACCCUUGACACACCAGCACAUACAAGACGUCAUUGGAAACGACGUGGUGACGGACAUGGGACUGUUACAACGUGAUCAACGUGUAAGGGAAGACGACCGAUACGUAUUCGUUCACAGAAUCUUCUGCGAAUACUUUGCUGCAAAGCACGUCUCCGCGGCGUCUGCAGCAGGCGACCAGGCCAAGGAUCUACAGGCCCUGUGGUCCACAGGAUGCAGACAUAACCACAGAUACGGAAACGCGUACUUGUUUGCAGCGGGACUUCUUGGAGACAAGUCGCACGAUCUCUUCGCCGCCUUUAAGUCCAACUUCUCUGAGAUGACCAAGCAGGAUUCUCCUCCUUGCUGCCAGAGUACAGCUAUCAGCCAAGCUUGCUUGGCAAUUGUAGAGUCAGGAAAUCCCAACAUAACUGCUCCUCUUGUGGCUAAAGCGCUUCCAAGAGAUCUUGCCCUUGACUUCCAAGGAAAACCUCCACCACCGGACGUUCUUCACGGACUUGCUGAGUUGAUCACGACCAAGCAUGUCCCAAAGACCAUCCGUCUGAAACAUCUGUGGUUCACGGAACCCGGUAGUCUUCUCCAUCUUGGAGAAGCGCUCAAGCGCUCAAAGGGUCUGUCGUCCCUCCAUGUCGAUGUUACCGGAAUGGAUAUGUCCUUGUCUCAUCCAGAGAGGAACAACAACGCGAUGGUGGCCUUCCACCGUUGCCUCGCCGAGAACAGGGGCAUAGCCUGUUUGGAAAUCAGCGCAGACAUAAACGACAUGGACGAAACUGCAGUCGUCGCUAUACCAGAGGUCAUCAAACGUAAGCCUGACCUUCUCGACCUUAGGCUCGUCAUCAAUGCGUCCGAGGCGUGUUCGACCCGAUGCAGAAACAUGGUCGCAAAAGGGUACAAGAUCGCAUGUAAACGAGAGAAGAAUAUCACAGUGUUCAACGAAAGUCUAGCUGACGCGUUGGGGAAGAACAAGACACUUAGGUCCAUAUGGAUCAGCGUCCAGCUUUUGCAACAUAAACUAGCCCUUGAGCUUGUGGCACCUGCUAUUGCCUCUCAUCCGUGUAUCAGCUCACUCAAAGCAUUUGGACACCCAAGCGAAGAGAGCCACGCACGUGGCCAUGGAAUUGAAGCGUUGGCCCACAUCCUACUCAAAAGCAAAACUUUGAAGUCUUUCUCCCUCAGUCUACCAUCUUUGGUUAGUGACACAAGUUGUGACGCCUCCAGCCAACGAGUGAACAUCCUCUGUGCUGCCUUGAAAGAAUGCCGGACUUUGGAAAAGUUGGAUCUUUCGUUUACUUAUUUGUUCGCCAGGGAAAAGCUUCUCCUGGCCGAAGUCGUCAUGUCCGGCCGGUCGCUGAAGGAAGUGUCGCUGUCCUGGAGGAACAUGAACGAAGCGUUCCUGGUCGCUUUCUGCAGAGCAGUUCGGGGGAAGGCCGCGGGGAGUCUGAGGAAGAUCGCGCUGUCAGGAGCGUUUGACUCCAGGGGGCUGGUCAGACUCGGGAAGACGAUCCUGGCCAGCCAGAGUCUCGCGGAAGUCACGCUGGGUCACAGCAGGUUUCAGGACAAGGGGCUGGAGGAGUUCAUCGAUGAGGUAAUGGAAGCAGUGGCGUCCUUUUCCGACGAAAGAGACGCGCCUCUCCAGGUCACCCUGCAGGGAGACGUGAGCGGAGACUGCGCCCAUGACGCCAUCAGCACAGCCGAGCUGCUGAGCGUGGAACUUCAGGACUCAGACCACACCAACCUCACGGUGCACCUGGAGCCUGAAAACACGGCGGCAUCACAGGCUGUUCACCAGGCAACGACGUCGGAGACGCCCUGUGACUUCGCUUUUAUGAUAGACUUGGGAAAAGGUGAUAGCUCGUCAGGUAGUCAACAAGAACAGGUCAUGAGGUGGUUGACACGCAGGUGAUGUGAUAUUGUUGUUAUAGUCUAGGCGAUCGGUGCAAAAUAUGGGUAGAAUUGCUCAGUUUGUGAUAAAAGCAUGAGACUUGGCAUGCUGAAGCAGGAGUACCUAAUUAACAUUUUCAGGGGUGGAGCCAUUGCAAAAAGUGUGUUACUUAGCAACGGUUGCUAGGCAACUUGUUUUUCCAACAAAACAGUAUUAUUACAUUCUAAUUGUGCCUAAAGGACAGUUCGCGAUGGCUCCACCCCUGAAAUUGUUUCUAGUGUCGUGUAGUACAUUUGUGCCAAGUUUCAUACUUUUAUCACCAUUUGAGCAAUUUUCGCACCGAUCGCCUAGGCUAGGCUAU